Messenger RNA from Dissoconium aciculare CBS 342.82, 2847 nucleotides. Its product is annotated as DNA repair protein. Lineage: Eukaryota; Fungi; Ascomycota; Dothideomycetes; Mycosphaerellales; Dissoconiaceae. Gene Ontology annotation, cellular component: nucleotide-excision repair factor 1 complex. Gene Ontology annotation, biological process: double-strand break repair via homologous recombination; nucleotide-excision repair involved in interstrand cross-link repair; resolution of meiotic recombination intermediates. The record is from RefSeq and is a predicted model, not a curated record. The transcript has a single exon. Gene Ontology annotation, molecular function: damaged DNA binding; single-stranded DNA binding; single-stranded DNA endonuclease activity. Bases 1 to 2847 code for a protein of 948 amino acids.
AUGCCAAAUGCGAGCAACGAGGAACAGCCUCACGAGGCAGAGGUGCCAGUGCGCCUCUCGCUACCGUUAGAGUUCCAGCAAGAGAUAUUUCACGAAUUGCGCGAUGAAGAUAUUCUCCUUGUCUUAGCCCGUGGGCUCGGGUUAUUACGCAUCGUCACAAACUUGCUACAUUCUUAUGACGCUGCGGGACACAAUCUUGUGAUCCUGCUCGGAGCUGAUGAUCGAGAGAACGACUGGAUUGGAGAGUCGCUGGCCGAGCAUGCAGCUGUCAGUCAAAGUCCGUUGUGCAGGGGCAUGCAACUGGUCAAUACGGAUCUCACCAAUGUGCCUCAGAGGGAGAAAAUGUACAAGCGCGGCGGCAUCUGUUCUAUCACCAGCCGAAUACUAAUUGUUGACUUCCUGAGCGGCUUGCUUGAUGCAUCGACAGUCACCGGCUUAUUGGUGCUUCACGCAGAUCGUAUUUCUGCCACCAGUCUUGAAGCUUUCAUAAUCAGGUGUUUUAGGCAAAAAAACAAGCAAGGAUUUCUCAAAGCUUUCUCAGAUCAACCUGAGCCUUUUGCCAGUGGUUUCCAGCCAUUGACAAGCAUCCUCCGAAAUUUGUUCUUGCGCAAACCAAGUCUAUAUCCUCGAUUCCAUGUGUCUAUAGCAAAAUCGCUUGAAGGCAAGCGCAAAGCUGAGGUCAUCGAGCUGGAAGUCCCGAUGACCGACGCGAUGCGGAACAUCCAGAACGCUAUUCUCGAAUGUGUUGAGGUAUCCAUCUCCGAGCUGAAGAAGGCGAAUAGUAACGGGCUGGAUAUGGGUGACUGGAACCUUGACAGUGCCCUUCAUCGAUCAUUUGAUGUUAUUGUCCGAAGACAGCUGGAUCCGGUAUGGCAUCGUACCAGCUUCCGUACGCGACAAAUUGUUCGUGAUCUUUCCCUUCUGCGAGCCAUAUUGCACGCUCUACUUACGCAUGACGCUGUCAACUUCAAUCGUUAUCUGGAGACCGUUCACGCCGCAUCACAGCCACCUCCUGGUUCAACACGUCACAAUCAAUCCCCUUGGCUGUGGCUCGAUGCAGCGCAUGUUCUGUUCGAUAAUGCGAAAAGACGUGUCUACACCGGACGCAUUGUCGAUGCUGCCCCGGAUGUAGAAGCAGAUGGUUUGAAUCCUGUGCUCGAAGAACUACCCAAAUGGGCAUUGUUGGCCGAGAUUUUGGAGGAAAUUGAACAAGACAUGUAUUACAACCCCCGCCCGCAAGAGGACUCGAGCGGAAGUGUCCUCAUCAUGUGUAAUGACCAGGCCACAUGUCGUCAACUUCGAGAAUACAUACAGACUAUGCACUAUGAUGCCAAGACAAGCAAGUCAAAUGCAAGCGAAGAAAACGAUGAGGAGCCGGAUCAGAGUAAGGCAAGUGCUAAGUAUAUGAUGCGUCGCAAAUUGCAGAACUAUCUUGCAUGGAAGCGGGAUUUCGCCAAUGUCAGCAGCAAUCUCUUUGCGGCGAAUCAGAACGAGAUCAAUGGUACGAGCGGUCACACUGGGAAGCAGUCCGGACGAGGCCGAGCUCCGCCUAAUAAAAGACGGAGAGUCCGAGGUGGCGGUACAUCCUCUGGUCUCAAUCGAAGUGCUGAUGGCACUGUACAAGUCGCAGGUGACAAAGAUGCCCACAUCCAGUCUCUAAUGUCUGACCUUGCGUCUCAUUCAAUUGAUGACCCGCACGCGCCCAGGCUAGAUCUGGGAGCGGAUCCUCUUGACGAUAUGGAUGAUUACUACGAACUUUACGACAUGAAAGACCUGGUGUUAAUACAUCCUUACGACGGAGAUAAUGAUGACCAUUUACUCGAGGAAAUCAAGCCGAGAUACGUAAUUAUGUAUGAGCCCGACGCUGCCUUCAUUCGAAGGAUUGAGGUCUUCCGCAGUAGUCAUGGUAGCCGGCAGGUCCGCGUCUAUUUCAUGUACUACGGAGGAAGCGUCGAAGAACAGAGGUAUCUGUCUGCGGUUCGUCGAGAGAAGGAUGCUUUCACCAAGCUGAUUCGAGAACGCGGCAACAUGGCAUUGACAUUUACCCAUGAUAAUGAUAACACAGACCCGCAAGAAACAUUUCUGAGAACGAUCAAUACGCGCAUUGCUGGCGGUGGAAGGUUGGCAGCUACUGCUGAACCCCCUCGAGUUGUCGUUGAUGUACGGGAAUUCCGAAGCAGCUUACCAUCAUUACUGCACGCUAGGAAUAUGCAGGUUGUGCCGUGUACGCUGACGGUCGGCGAUUAUGUGCUGACACCCAAAAUUUGUAUCGAAAGAAAGAGUCUGAAGGACUUGAUUUCCUCUUUCUCAGAUGGAAGGCUUUACAACCAAGCCGAGACAAUGUUGCAGCAUUACGAAAAUCCCAUGCUCCUGAUUGAAUUUGAGGCACAAAAGGCAUUCAUGCUGGACCCUUUCGCGGAUAUCUCAUCGACCAGCACGGGACCCUCGUACACUGGACAGGAUCUACAGUCUAAACUCGUUUUAUUGUGCAUUUCGUUUCCCAGGUUGCGAAUCAUCUGGAGUAGCUCGCCUUAUCAGACAGCCGAAAUCUUCGAAGAGCUCAAGAAACAACAAGAUGAGCCUGACCCGUUGAAAGCCGUUCAGAUCGGUCUCGAGAACGGCGAGGACCCUGAAACACGCACAUUCAAUCAGACGCCUCAAGAUAUGCUUCGGGCAGUCCCUGGCGUGACGAAUAAGAAUAUCUCACGAUUGGUCAUCGAAUUUGAGAACAUUCAGGAUGUUGCGAAUGCGGAAGAAGAUGCUAUCGCAGGUAUGAUUGGAAAGGAGAGUGCUAGGAAGAUUCGUUCAUUUUUUGACCGCAGCGUCAUUGAUGUCGGAGCGGAUUGA